Guillardia theta CCMP2712 is the source of this 681-nucleotide messenger RNA. RefSeq lists its product as hypothetical. Gene Ontology annotation, biological process: nuclear-transcribed mRNA catabolic process, nonsense-mediated decay; deadenylation-dependent decapping of nuclear-transcribed mRNA. The record is from RefSeq and is a predicted model, not a curated record. Gene Ontology annotation, molecular function: 5'-(N(7)-methylguanosine 5'-triphospho)-[mRNA] hydrolase activity; manganese ion binding; RNA binding. Gene Ontology annotation, cellular component: cytoplasm. The annotation marks the transcript as partial. The transcript has a single exon. Lineage: Eukaryota; Cryptophyceae; Pyrenomonadales; Geminigeraceae.
AGGUUCAUCAUUAAUUGUCCCUCCGAAGAUGAUUCUAACCAAGAGCUCAUGCUCUUGAUGUUUGAAGUUGAAAAGGCGCACUGGUACUAUGUGGAUUUUUGGAGGAAACAACAUCCACAUCUUCCUGCUUACAGUUUGAAAGAGUUUGGUGGGCAUCUCUUUCGCCACUCUAUGCUCCUUCAAGCAUUCAGUCCAAAUUAUGAUUCAAUCUACAGCGAAUGGCUUGUUUACAAACGAGCAGUUCCCACGUUUGGAGCAUGUAUUCUAAAUCAAGACUGUACAAAAAUUCUUCUGGUGAGAGGUUGGAAUUCCAAGACAUGGGGUUGGCCCAAGGGCAAGGUAAACAAAAGUGAACAAGAUGCGAUUUGUGCUGCUCGGGAAGUAAUGGAGGAGAUCGGUUUUGAUAUUCUGCCCUUCAUCAACGAGAAAGACACUAUACAUGCUAGCUUGCGAGAGCACCACAUGAAGCUAUAUGUGAUUUCUGGGAUUUCAGAAUCAACUGUCUUUGAAACAAGGACUAGGCAAGAGAUUUCCGAGAUUGCAUGGCAUCCCCUUAACGAGAUUGGGCAAGAUCGGGACUCAAACAAAUGCAAAUAUUACAGUGUCGCUCCCGUCCUUGCACAGCUCAGAUCAUGGAUUGCCCAGCAGAAACGAUCUCUGUCACGCAGCAAGACACCAGUG